AUGGACGGGUCAGAGGUUAUCCAUCGUUUGUGGAAUCGGGAUCUUGCUGCUGUCCUGAACUUCCGACAUAUACUUAACAAUCUAAGAUAUUAUGGGACUAUACCUUUAAGGUUCACCCGCGUCAUUCGGAUUGGAUGUAUCAGAAGACAAGCAGAAGAAGAUUUCCAGGAGGGUCGUCGACCCACCCAAGCUACCGCUGGCACCCCUACUCCUGUCCAUGUACAUGUCCCUGUUUCUGGCUCUCCAACUCUCCCAUCCACUCACAAUAGCUAUCAGAUCUUUGAGCUUGCUCCUCUGUCCAAUUCAAAGAUAGAGUUAAUAUCUGCCUACUUUUUGUAUUACAAUAAAUAG
Phycomyces blakesleeanus NRRL 1555(-) is the source of this 351-nucleotide messenger RNA. RefSeq lists its product as hypothetical. NCBI's taxonomy places the organism in Eukaryota, Fungi, Mucoromycota, Mucoromycetes, Mucorales, Phycomycetaceae. The record is from RefSeq and is a predicted model, not a curated record. The transcript has 3 exons. The coding region runs from base 1 to 351 and encodes 116 amino acids.